AACACCAUCAACAUUAAAAAUAAAAAUAAAUGAUAAAUUUGACAAAAAUGUAUUUAAAUACAUUAGUCCGAUCUCAAUGAUAAAAUCGAUUGAUCUGAAACUAAAGCCUCGAAAUUACCCGAACUUCUGGUUUAAAAAUCAGAAAGAAGCAAAUACUUGGACUUGUCAACUUAAAUUUCUCAAGAAAAAAUGGGUCUCUGAUAUUAAAUCAGGCAAAAAACCGGCGAAAAAAAAUGUUUGUAAAAAGGCAAUAAUGGAACUAUAUAAAGAAACGCCACAACUUUGUAUUGAUGUCAGAAAUGAGAUGCUUAAAUUGAAUGAUCAAAAACCAGAUACUAUUGUCACUUUAUUUAAAAAUAGUUAA
Messenger RNA from Entrophospora candida, 364 nucleotides. NCBI's taxonomy places the organism in Eukaryota, Fungi, Glomeromycota, Glomeromycetes, Entrophosporales, Entrophosporaceae. The record is from the annotation of a GenBank genome assembly.